AUGGGACUCUCAUUUACUUUUAACGCCACACAUGAGGCGGUGCCAGAAGAUGUCAAGGAUAAGGUGGAGCCGAUUGAUUACAUGCCUGCACCGGAGGACGAACGUCCUCAGGGUGACCGUGUUUGCGCUAACUGCGGGGAACCGUACUUUUAUUACUUUACGACGAGCACAAACUGUAACUGGUGCGGCAGACAAUUCUGUACGCGCUGCUGUCCUAACCGGCAUCUUCUGGGGGGUAAGCCGGGUUGCCCUGAAUGCACCCGCAAAGCAUAUUUGAUGAAGCGGAAAGAGUUGCUCAACGAUCAUCUGGCGGCAUUUCACAUGUCAACUGAUAAAGUAGCGGAGGUCAAUGUUGCCUUGCAAGAAUAG
Molecule: messenger RNA, 369 nt
Organism: Trypanosoma rangeli
Lineage: Eukaryota; Euglenozoa; Kinetoplastea; Trypanosomatida; Trypanosomatidae
Exons: 1
Coding region: 1-369 (122 amino acids)
Source: RefSeq, a predicted model, not a curated record